Messenger RNA from Penicillium malachiteum, 777 nucleotides. RefSeq lists its product as uncharacterized. The transcript has a single exon. Bases 1 to 777 code for a protein of 258 amino acids. The record is from RefSeq and is a predicted model, not a curated record. Lineage: Eukaryota; Fungi; Ascomycota; Eurotiomycetes; Eurotiales; Aspergillaceae.
AUGAGUCCUUCAUCUACCACCACCAUAGCCCGCUUCCUUCAAGUUGGCAUAUUCAAGGGCAAGAAGCUUCAAAAGGUUGAAGUUGAAAUGGAAUCAGAGCGAGAAGAUAACAUAUAUAAGCUCCAGCACAAUCGUGAAAAAAAGGCCCGGCGUCACGGUUGGGACAAGGGUAAACGUGAACUAAUUGAUGGGUUUCUCCGACUUGAGCGCCGACUUCGAGAAAUUACUCAAAGAGAGAUUCUUUUACAAGAGAAAAUGAAUCAAAACGACUUCAAGUCAGAUGUCAAAGAAGUGGAAGAAAUAGGAAAAGAGCUCGAAGAACUUCCAGCAGAGUUCUUCAUGACUGAACAAGAAAGAAAAAGUCUAUGGCCAAAAUUGAGCACCUCGACAAAAAAGGGACUUAACCUAUGGCGACCACAGCCUGAAUGGUAUCUCCAUAAAACACUUGUCCAGGAUUGUGUUGAUAGAGGCGGAUGUUGUGGUCGAGCUUGUGGAUGCUGUCAAAAGCGCAAGCACCAACUUGAACCUAACCGCCGGUUAGGAGUUGGUCAUUGUACAGUUGAAUGUGGCUGUUGCGAAGCAGCUCAUGGCUUUGCCUUUACGGAUAAACAAAAGGAGACCAUGAAAUUGUAUUAUCCACUGAACCCCGAUAGUGAUUCUAAAUACUUUCGGAAGAUUAUGCUGGCUUCGAAGUAUGGUCUUAUUGAUGACUGUACUCAGCGCCCAUUUGAUCUCAUUGAUAAACCGCCAAAACAUGAGGAGAUUCAAUGGGUUUGA